Ipomoea nil (Japanese morning glory) is the source of this 1522-nucleotide messenger RNA. RefSeq names its product 3-hydroxyisobutyryl-CoA hydrolase-like protein 5. The record is from RefSeq and is a predicted model, not a curated record. Gene Ontology annotation, molecular function: 3-hydroxyisobutyryl-CoA hydrolase activity. The transcript has 15 exons. Bases 262 to 1422 code for a protein of 386 amino acids. Gene Ontology annotation, biological process: L-valine catabolic process. Lineage: Eukaryota; Viridiplantae; Streptophyta; Magnoliopsida; Solanales; Convolvulaceae.
CCUGGGCAUGAAAGUAGUUAAGAGUGGUAGGUAAAAGGAAGAGUGGUCUCUGAUUCUGGUGUUGAAGACAAGUCUGUGGAGGGUGGUAGGUGUGGAAGAAAACCCUUUCCUCCACUUUUAACUUUUCAAAUCUCUUUUUACGAAUUCUUGCCAUAAUCUUGCGGGGUUUUCUCUGUAUUUCAGAACAGACCCAAAUUCACAAGUUGAAUUCAUCUUGCUGGGAGUGAGUAAUUAGCUAUACCUGCUUAAUUGGCUAGGAAGAUGUCACAGGAAACAGCACACCUAGAUGGAGAGGUUGUUCUGGCUGAAGAAGUUGGCAAUGCUAGAUUGAUCACCUUAAACCGUCCCAAGCAAUUGAAUGUCAUUUCAUCUGAAGUGGUAAAAUUGCUGGCUCAAAACCUGGAAAAAUGGGAGAAAGAUGACAAUGCAGCUCUCAUCAUCCUCAAGGGAGCUGGGCGUGCUUAUUCUGCUGGUGGGGACUUGAAAAUGUUUUAUGAUGGCAGGACACCAAAGGAUUCUUGCCUUGAAGUUGUUUACCGGAUGUAUUGGCUUUGUUACCAUAUCCACACCUAUAAAAAACCCCAGGUUGCUCUAGUUCAUGGCAUUUCAAUGGGUGGAGGUGCAUCGUUGAUGGUCCCAAUGAAGUUCUCUGUUGUAACUGAAAAGACAGUUUUUUCUACUCCAGAAGCAAGUAUUGGGUUUCAUACUGACUGUGGAUUCUCAUAUAUUCACUCUCGCCUUCCGGGCAGAUUUGGGGAGUAUUUUGCGUUAACUGGGGCGAGGCUUAAUGGUAAAGAACUGGUUGCACUUGGAAUGGCGACACACUUUGUACCUUUGGAUAAAUUGCCUGAGCUAGAGAAGCGUUUGCUAGAUUUGAACACGGGCAAUGAGAAUGCUAUCAGAUCUGCCAUAGAGGAAUUCUCCAUAGCUGUUCAAGUUGACGAAGAAAGUGUCUUGAACAAGCAGGCCAUUAUUGAUGAGUGUUUUUCCAAGGAUUCUGUGGAGGAGAUUAUAAAAUCCUUUGAAGUUGAGGCGAGCAAAGAAGGCAAUGAUUGGAUUCGUGGUGUGCUUAAAGGCCUCAAAAGAUCGUCCCCAACAGGAUUAAAAAUCACACUGAGAUCGAUUCGAGAAGGAAGGAAACAAACACUGGGUGAAUGCCUGAAGAAAGAAUUUCGAGUAACAAUGAAUAUUCUAAGGGCAGUGAUAUCUGAUGAUGUGUAUGAGGGUAUCAGAGCUAUCAAUAUUGACAAAGAUAACUCUCCCAAAUGGGAUCCUUCAAGUCUUGAUAAGGUUGAUGUUGAGAAAGUUGAGACAGUAUUCCAACCAUUUGAAGAAGAAUUGGAGCUCAACAUUCCAGAAACAGAAGAUCACAGGUGGGAUGGAAAAUACGAAAGUUCAGUAUACGCUCACCUUAAUGAGUAAAAAUUAUAAGGCACUCAUCACUCUCAUGGGUUUUGAUUAAGAGCUGAAAUUGUCUUCAUUUUGAUUUGAUUACAAGCCUAGCUUAGCUUGUGUUUGCAGU